Molecule: messenger RNA, 879 nt
Organism: Alternaria rosae
Lineage: Eukaryota; Fungi; Ascomycota; Dothideomycetes; Pleosporales; Pleosporaceae
Exons: 1
Coding region: 135-644 (169 amino acids)
Source: RefSeq, a predicted model, not a curated record
GCGCGUCGUUGACAUGUAAGCUUACAACAUGCAAAUCGCACUUCAACAACGAUCUACAGCCUUACACAUGCAUCUCUGAAAAGUGUCAAAAGCCACCAUUGUACUUUGCAAGCAUGGACCAAUGACAGAAACAUAUGAUGAAGAUACACAGUGUCGAUUGGGCUGGACAGAUGCACAGACGUCAAAUUUGGUUCUGUGACCGGCAUGGAAAGUUUGAGGAACUUCCAAGCGACGAAACACUGCGUAAGCAUCUGGUUGCACACCAAAAAUUCUGUCCUUACCCGACGACAAUAGACGUCGAGUGCAGAAGACACUUCUAUCAUGAGUCUCGCGAGUCAGGGAUCUGCUUAUUCUGCGACUUCGACGCCGCCGCCAAAACAGGUCCAGAAGAUGAACGUGAAGCAAGCAAGAAUUCGAACUUCGGUGACGCUGGUGUUGAAGCGCGUGAGUCUGGAGAGCUUGUUCGAGUAAAGCUCUGGAUGCACAUCGGCCAGCAUCUCAAGAGCCUAGUUUUCCUAUCGCUAAGAUGGCUCGAACAUGACGAGGGAAUUGCUGAAGAGGGUGGUGGAAAGGAGAAUGCCGCGCAGAGGGAAGGAUCUAGUGAUGAUGAUGACGAUCAUGAAGCGGCAUCAGUGGCGGGGUAGUCAGCUGUACUAUCAAUGCUAUACCUUUUGAACAGCCUUCAAUCUACUAUACCUGAGAAUGGAGCGAGAAUGAGCCGCUUUGAUGCCGACUGCGAGUGACAAGGUAAAGGAAGGUUGCGACAGACAGACAAUUAGGCCGAUACGUACGGUAGCGCGAUUACUCAACUGUUCCGAGGUUCCGAGGGACGCGUCUUCCCCGCAUCGAAGCGAAUCAUGCAACCAGCACCAGCCCUAC